Molecule: messenger RNA, 648 nt
Organism: Pleurotus ostreatus (oyster mushroom)
Lineage: Eukaryota; Fungi; Basidiomycota; Agaricomycetes; Agaricales; Pleurotaceae
Gene: VPS24
Product: Vacuolar protein-sorting-associated protein 24
Exons: 5
Coding region: 1-648 (215 amino acids)
Biological process (GO): endosome transport via multivesicular body sorting pathway; protein transport; late endosome to vacuole transport
Cellular component (GO): ESCRT III complex; multivesicular body
Source: RefSeq, a predicted model, not a curated record
AUGCAGUCUAUCAACCGUUUCUUCUAUGGACCGACGCCAGAGGAACGAGUGAAGGCAUGGCAGGCAAAGUUGCGCGCAGAGCAGCGGGUUUUGGAUAGGGAAAUGAGGCAGCUUGAUAUUGCUACGAACAAGGCGCGGCAGACCGUGAAGCAGCUGGCGAACAAGGGCGAUGUAAAGUCCGCACGUAUAUUAGCAAGAGAAGUGGUCAGAAGCAACAAGCAGAAGGACAGGCUCUCCGUCAGCAAAGCCCGCUUGGGCUCAAUCGGCAACCAGCUGUCGCAGCAGCUGGCCCUCUUGAAGGUCACCGGAGCGUUGCAGAAAUCCACUGACAUCAUGAAGCUGUCCAAUUCGUUGAUCAAGCUUCCGCAAAUCAGCCAGACCAUGCGCGAGAUGUCGAUGGAGAUGACGAAGGCUGGCAUCCUGGAAGAAAUGCUGGAGGAUACCCUUGACAUGGACGAAGAUGAAGAAAUAGAAGACGAAGCCGACGCAGAAGUAGAUAAAGUUCUGUAUGAACUGACGGAAGGCAAACUUGGUUUGGCCAGCACGACUGCGGGUCUUCCAGUGUUGGAAGAUCAACUAGAAGAUGAGGAGACGGAGAGGAACAUGGAGAAGUAUAGGCAGCAACUGAACGGUCUCCUCAGUGGUUAA